AUGGAAGAAGAAGUCGGAAAGCUGCACAAGAGUUCCUACGUGUGGGUGCUGAAAGACUACUCCCGUCACAAAGCACGGCUGGGCGCAGGCCAGGCCGUCGAGAGCCCUGAAUUCACGGCGGGAGGCCACCGCUGGGCUAUCUUGUUCUACCCCAACGGCUUUGACCCCGAUGCCCGGAGCCAAGGCUACGCGUCCAUGUACUUGUCCCUGAGGAGCGUCGGCGCCGGCGCCGGCGGCAACGGCAACGGCAACGGCGUCCAGUUGCUCUAUUAUUGGAACCGAGUAGACAUGGUCAUAGGCCGAUCCAACUUGUCGGUUCGGGCCGAACCGACACAAACCAGCCCGUUGACCAUGGGUCUUGAACUGGCCUAUGGUUUUGACCAAUUCGGUUCAUGUACAAUACUUUAUAGUUUAUACAUUUUGAACCGGCUGUUUCGAUUCCGAACUGGAACCCGAAGCCGAGGUUCAAUCGUGUUACCUCGGGGCUCGGAGUCACUGUUGGUCCCGCUCACUUGUUGGCGCCGACCGGACCGCUCGAUCCUUGAAGCUCGAAGGUCUCGAUUCCUCCGUUCUUCGCAAUCUCCGCACUCGCACACCGAUCUCGCAAUUGCCGACGCCAGAUGGAAGAUGUCUCGUUUCGUAGAGGCUUGA
Molecule: messenger RNA, 651 nt
Organism: Striga asiatica
Lineage: Eukaryota; Viridiplantae; Streptophyta; Magnoliopsida; Lamiales; Orobanchaceae
Source: the annotation of a GenBank genome assembly